Messenger RNA from Fusarium subglutinans, 1620 nucleotides. Its product is annotated as glucokinase. Gene Ontology annotation, molecular function: D-glucose binding; mannokinase activity; glucokinase activity. Gene Ontology annotation, cellular component: cytosol; mitochondrion. The record is from RefSeq and is a predicted model, not a curated record. The transcript is spliced from 2 exons. The coding region runs from base 1 to 1620 and encodes 539 amino acids. Gene Ontology annotation, biological process: glycolytic process; glucose 6-phosphate metabolic process; intracellular glucose homeostasis. Lineage: Eukaryota; Fungi; Ascomycota; Sordariomycetes; Hypocreales; Nectriaceae.
AUGUUGGAGGAUGGCUUAGGGGACAGCCAGCAGGCAACUGUUCAAUCGGUUGCCCAAGAGUUUGAGGUUGGGAGCGAGAAGAUACAGGAGAUAACAAAUUACUUUGUGAAGCAGAUAAAACAUGGUUUGAAAGACAAGCAUGCUUAUCAGAUACCAUCUUUCGUCACACAAAUCCCAAGUGGCCGAGAGAAGGGCCUUUUUCUUGCAGUCGAUCUUGGCGGGACAAACUGUCGAGUGUGUGCUGUGACUCUUCAUGGCGACUCGACUUUCGAUGUCUUUCAGAGGAAGCACCUUGUCCCGCAUGAUAUUCGAGUACACUCAAGUCACAAACCUCUAUUCCAUUUCAUCGCCUUGAAGAUUCAAGACCUUCUUCGCGAUCAUACGAGCGAGAGUAGUGAGAAUUCUGAGGUUUCCUUCAACCUUGGCUUCACAUUCAGCUUCACUUGUGAACAGACUUCUAUCUCCAGCGGCACCCUCGUCCACUGGGACAAAGGAUGGGAUAUCCCAAGCACCCUGGGCCAAGAUCCUUGCGCAUUACUACAGGAGGCGAUUGACGAGAUCUCAUUACCAGUAAGCGUUUGCGUUCUAGCCAACGACGCAGUCGGAACACUUCUUACUAGGGCAUAUACUUCGAAAACGAAAAACUCUACCUUGGCGUCAAUAAUCCUCGGGACCGGCACAAAUGCUGCAUAUAUUGAGCGCAUCGCCAACGUUCAAAGACUCGACACAACAGCCAAUGGCGCACAACACUCUAACUGCGAUGGGGUCAUGGUGAUCAAUACAGAAUGGGGAUCAUGGGACGAUGGACUCAAGGUUCUUCCGCAAGCACGGUUCGACAAGCUCGUCGACGAGUCUUCUUCAGAUCCUGGGUGUGGUCUCCUUGAGAAGAUGGUCUCUGGCAUGUAUCUCGGGGAGCUACUUCGCUUAUCGCUCUUGGACCUGAUGCGCAACGGUGCAUUAGACAUGUCAUUUCCGGAUGGAAGCCCUGUUAACAUGCAUAUGGGCGUUGAGAGUUCAUUCUUAUCCAAGAUAGCAGAGUCAACAGCGGAGAGUUCACCGUCAGCUUUGUCAUACAUCACCGAGACGCUAGCAGCAACAGGUGUGACAUCGAAGGACUUGCAAACUAUCCAGCUGCUGGCUACUGUUAUCGUGAAACGAUCAGCUCGCUUGGUAGGCGCUGGUCUUGCUGCAAUCCUCAUACAGUCCGGGAGGCUUGGCACUUCAAGCAUGUCUCAGAAGACGGGCAUGGGAGCUCAUACGCAUCAAAUACACGAGAAGUCAACAUCAACACAGACUGGUAGCCAUCGGAAUACCUUCACACGAUUCAUACGACGCAUAUUUGGCUGCAUAUGUCCAGAGGAACCAUCACCCACUUCGACAAGCGGAUCAUCAUGUGACUCCAAAGAUACUCUCGAGACGUCAGAAAUAGCAGAUGAGGUGAUUGAUAUUGCGGUCGAUGGCUCACUUUUCGAGUUCCAUACUGCUUUCGAGAGUUUUAUGCGGACUGCUCUUCAAGACGUUGAAGUGGUUGGGAAGGCGAAUGAAGCGAGGAUAAAAAUAGAGCUUACAAGAGAUGGAUCUGGGACUGGUGCGGCACUCAUAGCUGCAGCUGCAGCGUAA